CCCGGACCUAAAAGAUGCUGGGGAUAUCCGUUGAGCAGUGAGUAUAGGCCCUUUGCUAUCUCGCUGCAAACUGAAUCAGUGUUGGUGGAUGAGUCAACCAUGUAACGCAGAGAGUCUCCUGGAGCAUCCGUGCCACCCUGCAGGGAAAGAGGGGGCGUUGAUAACUUGACCGGCUGUUGUUGCCGAGGCCCUGUCAAACAAACUUCCUCCUCUCCAUCUGGGCGGACUGCUCCGCUCUCCACUGCCUAAACCUGUCAAUCUACCGCUCCAAUCGAGAAUGAGGCCAUAAAUAAGCGUUCGAAUCCCAGCGUUUCCCACGCCCAUUUCGUCGCACAGCAACUUUCUCCGCAUACCCGUUUCAUACUCUCCACGUCCGCCAUGAUCCGAAGAAUAUCAGAAAUAUUUGGUUCCAUUUCUUAUAAGCCCACCGAGGCUCCCUCGCCUGAUGGAUGGAUCGUGCAGGAGCGGGCUAUUGACCAGUGCCGUCCCUUAAGAGUCGUCGUUAUCGGCUCCGGAAUUUCUGGUAUCAUUUCCUCGAUCCGCCUUCGCCAACGAAUCCCGAACCUGGAUCUCUGCGUGUACGAGAAAAACCCGGAUGUCGGUGGCACCUGGCUAGAGAAUAGAUAUCCGGGUUGUGCAUGUGAUAUUCCAGCCCACACAUACCAGGCCUCCUUUGAGCCAAACAAAGAAUGGUCCACUUUCUAUGCCGCAGCGCCCGAGAUCCAGAGGUACUGGAAACGAGUGGCGGAGAAGUAUGGAUGUCUGGAGCACAUCAAGUUCGAACAGCAAGUCAUCGAGGCCUCGUGGAAUGACGCUACAAGCAAGUGGAAUCUGCUGGUCAGAGACCUUGACAGUCUUCGGGCCUACCCGGAUGAAUGCGAUAUGCUCAUCUCGGCCACGGGAGCUUUGAACGACUGGAAGUGGCCAAGCAUCCCGGGUCUUCAUGACUUCAAAGGGAAACUGAUGCACAGUGCCAAGUGGGAUGAGUCAUAUGACUAUAAUGGCCAGAGAGUGGCGGUGAUUGGGAACGGAUCGAGUGGGAUUCAGAUCGUUCCCAAUAUGCUGCCGACUGUGGCGCAUAUUGACCAUUAUGUCAGAGGUCGCACUUGGCUUGCGCCAACGUUUGCCAGGAAUCAGAUAGAUAUGCGUGGUGCUGAGCUCGAGAACUUUUUGUUUUCUCCCGAGGAGAUUGCAAUUUUCAAGGCCGACCACAACGCUUACCAGAAGUUCCGCAAAGAGAUUGAGCUUGAGCUGCAGUCUAUCCAUGGUGCCACCCUGCUAGGAACCCCUGAACAAAUAGGCUCUGAAAGUGUCUUCGCGCAGAAUAUGAAAAUACGUCUACGACGUAAACCAGAGCUCUUCGAGAACCUUCUUCCCUCCUUUCCCCCUGCCUGCCGCCGCCUGACGCCGGGUCCUGGCUAUCUAGAAGCCCUGGCAGACGACAAAGUUGACGUCAUAUCAAGCGAAAUUGUCAAAGUGGAUUCGAAGGGGAUCAUCACAGCGGACGGGGUACAUCACCCUACCGAUUUUUUGGUCUGCGCCACGGGAUUUGAUACCACGUUCACACCCCGGUUCCCAGUUAUUGGACGCAAUGGGGUGUCUCUAGCUCAACGUUGGGCGAAGACGCCAGAGAAUUACCUCUCUGUAGCAGUCGAUGGGUUCCCUAACUACUUCGUUUGUCUCGGGCCGAAUUCGGCACUGGGCGAGGGAAGCCUGCUGCUUCUGAUCGAGAAGGAAAUCGAUUACUUCACGUACUGCAUACAGAAGAUGCAACGCGACAAUAUCCGCUCAAUGUGUGUUCAAAAAGAAGCAGUGGAGCGGUUCACUCGUCACUGCGACCAAUAUUUCACCCGUACCGUGUUCAGUUCGAAUUGCCGCAGCUGGUAUAAAGGAGGACAGAAAGACGGACGGGUGACGGCACUGUGGCCUGGGUCGUCGCUCCAUGCUAUGAAGACGUUCGCGCAUCCACGCUGGGAGGAUUACACAUAUGACUAUGUUGAAGACAAUGCAAAUGGCUGGAUCGGCGAUGGUUGGACCAUGAAUGAGAAGAACAAGGUUAUCAAUGUCGACUACCUCGACGACGAUCAAAUGGACUUCCCUCCGAUUGCUUGUGUGAUGGCGGAAUAAAUCCAAGAGGCGGCCUGACUUGGCUUCGGGAGUGGCUGGUUUCUGUAUCCUUGCAACUUUGCUAUUGUGUUUUGUUGUCUCCCUGGGGGGAAUCUGAUAACCUAUGAUGCCAUUCUAGCUUUUCUGUCACAGUUUCGAUUCGUCUGCAGUCUAGUAACCAAAGAGGGUCAGCCUACCGGAUGCUCCGAGCAUGUUGUACAGCGUUGCCGGGUGAGUUCAAGGGCUGGGAGCAUGGGCGCUCCGGGCGCUCCAGUUUAUUUGACUCUUGGUGGCGUUUUAACUAAGCAAGUAGAAGCAAGUAGCCAGAGGUACAACAACGGCGACAGACCUGCUUUUUUGGAGUAGAGUUGACAUGUUUACCAAGGUUGAGGGAGUAAUUGGAACGUCACUUUUAAGUGGGGAAGAAAGGAAGGAUGUGGAGACGAGAG
Molecule: messenger RNA, 2555 nt
Organism: Aspergillus saccharolyticus JOP 1030-1
Lineage: Eukaryota; Fungi; Ascomycota; Eurotiomycetes; Eurotiales; Aspergillaceae
Product: flavin-containing monooxygenase
Exons: 6
Coding region: 379-2127 (582 amino acids)
Molecular function (GO): NADP binding; flavin adenine dinucleotide binding; N,N-dimethylaniline monooxygenase activity
Source: RefSeq, a predicted model, not a curated record